This is a messenger RNA of Notothenia coriiceps (black rockcod), 1592 nucleotides long. Its product is annotated as nectin-1-like. The coding region runs from base 7 to 900 and encodes 297 amino acids. The transcript has 6 exons. Gene Ontology annotation, biological process: heterotypic cell-cell adhesion; negative regulation of neuroinflammatory response. Gene Ontology annotation, molecular function: cell-cell adhesion mediator activity. The record is from RefSeq and is a predicted model, not a curated record. Gene Ontology annotation, cellular component: axon; cell surface; neuronal cell body. Lineage: Eukaryota; Metazoa; Chordata; Actinopteri; Perciformes; Nototheniidae.
AACAAGAUGUUACUGAUCCUCACCCUGACUGCUUUGCUGUUUACAGCAUCCAUGUCACAGAUUACUGGUUAUGGCAAUAUGACAGUGGACUAUGGACGGGAUUCAAAAUAUGGAUGUGCUGUAGCCAACCUGAAAGAUGUGCAGCAGGUGACAUGGCAAAGGCUUGUCCCGGACAGGCCCAUAGAGAAUUUAGCGACGUACAGUAAGCGGUUUGGGGAGCAUGUGAAUAAUCCCUACAGAGGGAAGGUGAUCUUCACAGAAGCGACGCUCAGCUCAUCUUCCAUCACUCUGGCCAACGUCACCUGGGAGGAUGAAAGCUGUUAUAUCUGCGCCUUCAACCGGUAUCCUGAUGGGUCCAUGAGGAAGCAGAUAUGCGUCACAGUGCAAGGAAUAUCCAGUUUUAAAACAGAAGUGCAUGCUCCCAGCAGUGACCCUGAGGAAGAGGAGGAGGAGGAUGAAGAGGUUGUGUUCAGCUGCUCUGCUACAGGAAAACCAGCUCCAGCCAUACAGUGGGAAAUCCCUUCUCAAGCCACCGACACACACCGGCAGCCAAUCACUACAGUGGUAAAUGAAGACAAGACGUUUACCAGCAGCAGCAACGUCACUCUGCGACUUCCUGCUGGGUGGGAAGGACAUGUGGUCUGCCUGCUGAACAGUGGAGCCAUGGGACAAAGGAGCGAGAGGAUUCCCUUUUCUUUACCUGCCAGGGAGAAGCAGGAAGAGGAAGGGAAAACACAGUCCACCUCAGGGACUGCACUUGUGACUUCUGCUGUAGUUUCAGUCACUUUCAUCAUCAUCAUCAUCAUCGUCGUUGUUGUUGUUGUAAUAAAGCGAACAAGGCCCAGGAGACCAGAAGAAAGGAAAAUGGACAAUAAUGAUUUAAAUGUAGUUUUAAUGUAACCUUUAACAGUGUUUAAUAUAAAAUCUGCAAACCAAGGAUCACAGAUAGUUUUUAAAAUAUUUAUUUGUAAUUUAAUUAUUCAGCACUUUAUACAUCAGCAAAGCAAGUUCAGGAGUGGUCAAAUGUUUCAAAAAUGAUCUUUUCACUGUCUACUUUCGAGUUUAAUCCAUCACAUGUAGAAAGCACUUCGCUGUUAUUCAGGGUGAGAGUGACGGCAGCUUAGUGCAAUAUAAAAGGUUUGCAUUAACAGGAAGAUAUGAAAAACUGUUUUGGUGUGCUGUCAUGCAAGUGUGCUGUGUGGGGAAGAAAGAGAAAGAAGGAAGAAAAUCACAGGCAGAAAAAUAUAUAUCAUUGUGUUAAUUUUGCAGCAAAUUUGACCUCUAUCAAGUGAUUAGGUUGAUAUAUAGAGCAACCAGGUGAUUGUUUAAGUCAACAAUAAGAAUCUAUCUAUUAUUUAUUAAUUAUACAUAAUAUGUAACAUCAUAUUAUGUAUGUUGCUGCUAUUUUGCACUUUUCUGGCAGUUUUGCACUUUAAUGUUUCUGCCCAAAUGUUAUUUAUUGCACCAUAGACAUAUUUCCUCGUAAACUGUAACUGUAGGGCUCUAUAUGUGUUAAAGAGCUAAUUGUGUGUAUUCAUUUACUGUUGCAUUAAUGUUUUACAAUGGAUUAUUAAACUCUUAUCCGCAAUAUG